CGCUACUGUAUCAAUUUUGUAAAUUUCGUUUUCCGCUCUUCUAGUAUAUUAAUUUUGAAAUAUUGUUUUUAAUUAAAGCUUCAAUCAGUUGCUGAACGUGCAGCUUUACAGCGUCUUGUUUGCAACUUUAUAUGUAACAAGAUGAAUUUAGCCUGAUGUUAUGUUAAUUUAGUCUUUAUGAGCUGCAGAAAUGAAUAAUCCUUUAAAAGACUUCAGGCCUGAAAGUCUGUGCCUUUUAAAAGAGACUCAAGAAGAUUAUUGGUGUUAUGCUAGGAAAGGACCACAUGAUUUUUCAGUCUAUACUGAGAAAUCUUCCAUUUAUGAAACGCCUACCAAAGAAAAGUUCCGAGAAUCAACUGAUGUUUUAGUCAGGUGGACUGAUGGAUUGCUCUAUCUGGCUACAAUUAUUCAGGUUGAAGAUGAAUAUAGUAGAUGUGCUGUCAAGUUUGAAGAUGGUUCUCAGUUUUGGGCAUUAUAUAAAGAUAUAUACAAGGGUCCUUCACCAGAAAAUGAGUUUGCAUGUACUGUCUGCGACAGUAGCUACUCCCAACCUCCUGAUGAAAUAGUCAUUUGUGACAAAUGUUCAGUAGGUUACCAUCAACUCUGUCACAUUCCUAAAAUUGCUACAUCCGACCUGAAUCCUGAAAUUCCAUGGAGCUGUAGAAAAUGUGUUUUUGCUUCUUCUGCAAAGAAAGGAGGAGCUAUAAAGAAAGGUGCAAAUGCUCAAGCAAUGUUGAAAAUGAAGGAAACAUUGCCUUACAAUCUUGAAGCUUUGACAUGGGAUACUUCACAUCGAUCAAAUUUGCAACAAACAUAUUGUUAUUGUGGUGGUCCCGGAGAGUGGUAUUCAAAAAUGCUGCAAUGUACAAGGUGUAAACAAUGGUUCCAUGAAGCUUGUCUUCAGUGUUUAGAUGAUUCUCUUUUAUAUGGUGAUAGAUUUUAUAUUUUUGUUUGUACUGUGUGCAAUAAAGGACCUGAGUUCCUUCGACGCCUGCCAUUAAGAUGGCCUGAUAUUGCUCAUCUAGUCCUCUUUAAUUUGACAGUUAUGCAUGGGAAAAAGUUCUUUGAAUUUGAUACUACAAUUAUGGCUUUUCUUAAGGACAAUUGGUCACAAUUUCAGAUCAAAGGAGAAUCACUGUCACGAUUGUCUAGUGAAGAGAAAAGAAAGAAAAUGCUUGAACAUCUUCAGAAUAGUAAAAGCAGAUUUACUUCUGGUAAAGAAGUGAAAAGGAAAACAGCUGUUUGGGGUUUACGAUCUCGUGUACCUCCUCCAGUGCCUACAGUUUCUCUGCCCGAGUCUGGUGUCAUAACAAAUGACAUUCUGGAUUCAUUUAAUGCCUCAUCUCGAAAAUCAAAGCCAGUUAUCAAGUCAAACAGUUUGAAAGAAGUAAAAAGUACAACUAUACCAGUGAAAAGGAUCCGUAAACUAUCAACAAGAGAUACUGAAACUGUGUGUAGUGAAGCUUCUUUUAAAUCAGUUUUAAAAGCUGACAAAUCUGUUCAACCAUCGCAUCAAGCAGAAAAACCUAAACGAGCUUUACAAAUAUCUAAAAAGAAGGAAAGGCGGAAACUGCCUCAUCGGUUAGCAAAAUGUCCUAAAACUAACAGAUUGCGAUUAAGAAAAUCUCGAAGUACUGCCACCCUCAUUGAUAUAUCUGAAAGUGAUGACACAUCAUCUUCUCAUGACACACUCAACUCCAUUAUUCCUCAUCCAACAAAUUUUGAAGGAUUAAAUAAUCCUUUUAUGAGCAACUAUAAACUUAGCAGCACAGAUUCAUCUAGCACUACUGUACCUGUCAGGACAGAAACUAAAAAUGAUACUAACAAUAAAAAACAUAGUCUUAAACUAAGAGUCCGCCCAUCAAGAAAGUACACCAGCAGUAAAACCUCAGAAUCGGUGAUCAACCAAAUGCUAAAUGACUCUCAAGAAAGCUAUGCCACAUCAGAUAAGUCAAAACCGUUGGCAGCCACCCCACCAUCCAAUUCUGACUUAAGUUCCUCUGUCAGCAAUUAUUUUGGUAUGGCUGAAAGAAUAGCGAAUGGCGAAAAGUUCUCGGUGCUCGCCAAAAGGACUGGUCCAGAUGGUAAAGUACAGUAUUUAGUGGAAUGGGAUUGUUUGAAUUCUUCCUGAGCAGCAGCCUUUGCCAGUUAUAAACUCAUCUUUAAAGCAUUUAUUCCUCCAAAGUGUUCAUUAACUGCUUUUUUUUGAAAAGUUUGCUUUUGCUUUAUGAUAUUUUUACUACUGAACUGUGUAUAGAUAAAUCGUGUAGCAUGAUUUUGUCGUUGAAAUGUGCGUGUUCUUCAAAAUUCAUUAGAUCUGUUGAUUUUAACUGUCUUUGAUAACUGUGGUGGAUUUUCUAGCUAUGUCUAUUUAACUUACAUAAUGAUGUGAAAGAAAUAUGGCUAUGAAAAUCUUUUCGUUGUAUUUCCAUUGAUUGACACAUUUUAAGAAAUAAAAUUU
Molecule: messenger RNA, 2461 nt
Organism: Argiope bruennichi
Lineage: Eukaryota; Metazoa; Arthropoda; Arachnida; Araneae; Araneidae
Product: metal-response element-binding transcription factor 2-like
Exons: 15
Coding region: 191-2131 (646 amino acids)
Biological process (GO): regulation of DNA-templated transcription; chromatin organization
Cellular component (GO): nucleus
Molecular function (GO): chromatin binding; DNA binding
Source: RefSeq, a predicted model, not a curated record